Messenger RNA from Paramuricea clavata, 7760 nucleotides. Lineage: Eukaryota; Metazoa; Cnidaria; Anthozoa; Malacalcyonacea; Plexauridae. The record is from the annotation of a GenBank genome assembly.
GAUAAGGUUCCUGGGGGUGAGGACAAGGUUCCUGGCGCUGAGGACAAGGUUCCUGGCGGUGAGGACAAGGUUACUGGCGGUGAGGACAAGGUUUCUGGCGGUGAGGAUAAUGUUCCUGGCGGUGAGGACAAAGUUCCUGGCGGUGAGGACAAGGUUCCUGGCGGUGAUGACAAGGUUCCUGCCGGUGAGGACGAAGUUUCUGGCGGUGAGGACAAAGUUUCUGGCGGUGAGGAUAAGGUUCCUGGCGCUGAGACAAGGUUCCUGGCGGUGAGGACAAGGUUUCUGGUGGUGAAGACAAGGCUCCUGGCGGUGAGGACAAGGUUCCUGGUGUUUUUGGUCGCCCUUUGCCUCUUUUUCAAAAAUGAAUUAAGUGGGCGAAAAUGGACGUAAAAUUAAGGCUAUUAUAGCCUUACUUUUUGGUCGUUUUUUGCCUCUUUUCAAAAAUGAAAUAAGUGGCCGAAAAUAAACGAAAAGUUAAGGCUGUAGCCUUUCGUUUUGGUCUUUUUUGCCUCUUUUUCAAAAAUGAAAUAAGUGGCCAAAAAUUGACGAAAAGUUAAGGCUAUAGCCUUUCUUUUUGUCUUUUUUAACUCUUUUUCAAAAAUGAAAUAAGUGGGCGAAAAUGGACGAAAAAUUAAGGCUAUAGCCUUACUUUUUGUUCGUUUUUUGCCUCCUUUUCGAAAAUGAAAUAAGUGGCCAAAAAUGGACGAAAAGUUAAGGCUAUAGCCUUUCUUUUUGGUGUUUUAUAACUCUUUUUCAAAAAUUAAAUAAGUGGGCGAAAAUGGACGAAAAGUUAAGGCUAUAGCCUCACUUUUAUCAUUUUUGACCACUUUUUCAACAGUGAAAUAAGUGGGUAAAAAUGGACGAAAAGGUUGUGGUAUAUUCGACUCUAAAAAGGUCAAAACUGGUACUAGGGUUUGGACAUGUUUCAGGGUCUUUUUUAACAUACAAGUUGGAGGAGGGGGGGUGGGCAAACGCCCCCAGUUCCCCCUUGUGCUUUAUAAACGGAAAGUAAGUUACGUACCAUCCCUUGUUCUUGUUUAAUAAAAUCGACCUAAUUAAUUAAAUCGACACUAAGUAAUGAUAAAUUAUUGUUGAUAUAUUUUUUUAUUUUCUGCGCGUUUUUCCCUUAAUCUGUUAUUUCCAAUACAAAUUUAGUUUGCGUAAAUUUUAUAGCAAAUUUCGAUGCUCAGAAUGGCCAUCCUAAAAUAAUAUCUCACAGAACGGUCCCUUUUCAAAUAAGCCCCUCCCUGGAAAAAUCCUUAAAAAACCGUGAGAUAUUUAGAAGAAAUUAACUGUAUUGAUAAUAUUAUACCUUUUAAAAUAGUAUUAAAAUUGCUCUAUCUUUUUUUAAUUUUUUAGCGGAAUUGCAGAAAUGACAAAUGCGAGCUCUUAACCAGUGCUCUGCUCUUAACCCGAUCUACUCCCGAUUGCUUUCCGAACGCAUUCCGAUACGUGUUGCGCAUGCGUAUAAUUUUCCCGCCAAAACUUAAAAUUUCUUUUUCAAGUAUUUUCAAAGUUUUUGGACGUCCAGCAGAUUUUUUGUGUUUAAAUCCGUCAAAAACGCGAAAGGAAAGGCUUUUUACUGUCUAUUUUUUUUAAUUACUUUGACAAAAAAGGGGCAAAAUUGUUUCAGGUAUGUUUAUUUGUGUUUAUAGCUAAAAAUUUUGCCAUUUUCUGGGCAGUAUAUUUUUUCGCUGCACCCGGAAUUAAUUGUUGACAUUUGUAUUGUGUGUAUUUUUUGCGAAGUUAUGUACGAAAAACCAGUAUUUUCACUGUCUCUAGGAUGCCAAAGCGGAAAGACGACGACCUUUGCGAAUAUGAACUGAAAAGGAUAGCAAAUAUCAACAGAAAUCUUGAUUUUCUCGAGAAAUUAGGUAUGUCGAAUUGAUUUGUUGCCAAAAUAUAGGUCUGGGACGGUUGUUCAAAGCUGACUAGCGCUAUAUUAAAACCCUAGGUUAAAAUCUAAUCUGCUGUUUUAGUUUGUCUAUUUCUACACGUCUGUUUAUUUCAAAACUACAGAGAAGAAAACUCCUGUCGAUCCAGACACGAUCUCUGAAGAAAUAUUUCCAAAUUUAUAGACAAGCUCAAGGACAAGCUGUCAGGAAGUUUGCUUUGAAUUUUAGGUUAACCUACUAAGGGUUAAGCUAAUCCAGCUUUGAACAAUUGGCUCCUGGAUGUAAAAACUUACUGAUGUCCAUGAUAGUAUGAUACUGUUUUAGUUUAUAUACAGUGUAGUUAUAAAAAUAAGUGGUUUGGUUUGUUUUUUUCCGUACGUUUUCUGUGUUUCGUACAAGAUGUUUUUGUAUUAAAACUCGUCAGAAGUGUACGCUUUGUAUGUAAUAGGAACAUGGUCUCCCGAAAAGGUCUUCUAUUUUUUAAAAAAUCCAUACAAUUUGAUUUAAAAUGCAAUGCUUUGACAUGCAAUGAUGCAAUGCUUCAAUGUACAGUAAAACCUCUAUAAUUUGUAUUACAUGAAUUACGUGCAACAUCACAAUAGCGUUGUGUCAUUAUCACGGCUAAAAACGCACAGGUUGUUGCAAGUUGAUAUCGACAGGCGUGAACAAUGUUGUGCGGGCCAACUAUGAACAAGUUGUCAACCAUGUUGUUCGAAGUUGUUACAGUUGAACAAUGCCGUAACAACAUGUUGACAAUACUGUUCAUAGUGGGCGGCACAACCUUGUUCACGUCUGUCGAUAUCAACUUGCAACAAGUUGUUGAUUUUCUCAAUUUUUACGCGUGUAAUUACAUAAUGAAACAACGCUAUUGUGAUGUUGCACGUAAUACAAAUUAUAGAGGUUUUACUGUACAUUGAAGCAUUGCAUAUCAAAGCAUUGCAUUUUAAAGCAAAUUGUAUGGAUUUUUUUUAAAUAAAAGACCUUUUCGGGAGACCUAUGAUAGGAAGAGGUUUAAUUUAAUAUUUUGCUGGCCCCAGAGCAGGGGCGCCGAGAGGGGGACAAAUUGCCCCGGGCCCCCACCUUAGUAGGGCCCCAACUUGAAAGCAAGAGCCUAAAAUUGAGUAGGUUCUAUAUGGAGGGCCCCUUACAGUACCUCCCACAUGCAGUUAGGCUAAGGCCUAGCUCAAACGUAAUGAUGUCAUGGCCCCCCAGGAAAGAUUUGCCCCGGGUUAGCGAAUUCUCUCGGCGGCCCUGCCUCAAAGUGACAAAACGUAACAAAGCAACGGUUUUAAAGCCGGUUUUUCACUUCAAGCGUACCACAAGUAGAAACAAAGGGGGUGCGGGUGGGUGGGUGUUUGUGGGUAUAAUCUCGAAAUAUUUUCAUCUAUGACAUAAAAUAUACCAAAUAUAUGUGGCUUUCAGGUUGGUAUAAACGCAAGUCAUAUACUUUGACACGGAAACGGGGGUUACACUCACGAGCCGUGCAUUGCCCAGGGGAAAGCAGCCCUCGCCCAAGAAAACUGAAGUUGAGCAAAUUAUAAACGAAAGUUGGGCAAAACGUUGUGGGAAAUAAUUUAAAAGCAAGAAAUAUAUAAGAUAAAUAUGUAAAAUCAUGGUAAAAAAGUGCACGAAAUAUUUUCAAAAAAUUCUUUCCGCCCCUCCCCCUAAAAUUUUCCCUCCCAUACGCCUAUGGGUACAAUUAUCAUCAACAAUAAAGUGACUAUAGGCAAUUCCAGUUUUUAAUUUAUGCGCGCAGGGAAGUAAAGUAUCAAAUUGAUGAUUAUGCGAACAAAUUUCAAUAAAAACUGCCGAAACAACCGAAAUAUUUCAAUAUUUACAAGUAUGAGGUAGUACUCCGUGUUUGCCACUGGUGUUUACACGGCCGCCAUUUUUAUUUUUUCAGCAUAAUCAGCAAUAAGUAUAGGUUACUUCCCAUCCCCCUCUUCACGGAUAAACUAAAAGCUGGAAUUGCCAAGUCAAGACUCAGUGAUAAGAAUGUUGCAUGGCAUUUUCAAUUCUUUAAGUACCACUGUUCGGGUCUGUUCCUCAUGUCAUCCACACUGAACUCUUUUAAUAUGUUAUAAGCAAAAGACUGCGCUUAAUUUCUAGGAAUUGAAGUUGACAGAUCGGCGUACUUUCCUAAACAACCAAGUAAAAGAAGCGCCAAAGUUGAGAGUGACAGCAGCAGUGAUGAAGAAUGGCUGCCAGGGAAAGAUGAAAAUAAUCGCAAGAAAUUUAAACCAUACAAGCCAGGUAAAUUAACUUCCUUUCUUUACACUGAAAAAUAAAUCUAUCUAUCGGUCAGUGUGCAGUACUAUAAUUCCAAAGGGAACCAUGGAUGUAAAAUGCAAUUGUACCAAUGUUAGGCAAUGUACCCUAUAUUUUCAGUAUUCAAGCCAAUGAAGACGGGACACACAAUUACAAAGAAAUCUUCCAGCAAUACAGCAACAAAAUCCAAGACGUAUCAGGUAGAUUUUGCAAUCAUAUUUUCGAGCAAUUUUUUAAUAAAAAAUAUAGGAAUUGAUAGUCUUAACAGCCCCCAUCGACUGAAAUCGACUGCGAUUAUGUAAAAUUAAAUUCGUUCCUUCUCAAACAAGCAUGCAUUUGAUAAAAACUUUCUACUAGACCAAUUGAACGGUUACAGAGAUUUACGUACCAGAGGAAGACGGUCUUGUACUCCUUUCUGGUACCUCUUAAAUAGACUUUCCUGGUACUUUGGUUGUAAAUUCAUUUUGUGCACGAUUCAAAUAUUAUCAAUGUUUUCAUUCAAUCCUAGUGUCUUUAUACUGAUACUACCUACCACCCAACCCUUGGUUUAUUAAACGGAUAUCAUCUUUUGCGUUACUACAUGUUUAAAGCAUAAUGUGCAACUUUAAAAUUACAGGCCGAAACAUUUACCAGCCAACGACAACCUAGUACCAGCCAGGUCCAGCCUAGUGCCAGCCAGGCUAAACCAAAUAGUGAUGAAGAUUUUGAGUUUCUUGGACGACUCGCUACUGAUGAUACAAUCUUUGACAACCUGGAAAAUGUGAAACCCGAAUCCAAGAGGCGAUCCAUUAAGUUUAAGUGUAAAAGUGUAAAGAAACCAAGCAGGCGAUCUACAAGACAUACACUACGCAAAAACUACACAGAAGAAGAAGUACCUGAUGAUGAUCACUAUAUUUGUAAGUUAUUAAGUUGCUGAUAUUGGUAAAAUUAUUCAGCUAAAUACUCAGUUUGGUGUUACCAAAACAAUAUCUUUCUUUGUACACAACAUUGUACUCGCCCUUAAUUUAAUUAGAGAAUAAUACAUGGGUGCGCGAAAAUAUCAGAUUUAUUUCGAGUGAGAUAUCAUGUUCAACACGAGAAAUAAAUCUGGUAUUUCCAAGCACUCGUGUAUUUUCCUGUUUAUUAUAUAAAGGACAGUCUUUGAAAAGUGAUAAUUUUCACAUGUGAGAUUAUCAUGAAUAAUCUCACAUGUGAGAUUAUCACUUUUAUCAGUGCUCGAAAUCUCUAUAUUAAAAGCACUAUACUUUAUACAUGAAUAAUAAAAUAAAUGGAUAGGAAACUAGCUGACGUGACCUAAUGUUUUUACUGGGAUUGAUGGCGUGGUUGGAUGCCUCAACCUAGUUGAAAAUCAAAUUCUCAAAAACGGCAUGUUUAGCAGUAUUACAGCUAAACAUUUUAGUCAAAGAGCAAAUAAAUGUAACCACGCCAUUCUACGAUGAAAACUCUAAGUAUUCCCAGUCAAUUUUAGCAAAUAUUUCAAGCACUAAACAGUGAAAAAUACAUCGCAAAUUUCGUUAAAAUUUGUGACGCCAAUUUCGUAGCUACAAAUGUAAAAAAUACAAAACAAAGACGAAAAACAUUUACCUUGAAUACUUUGUCGUGGCUUAGGCAUGUUUUUAAAACAAUUAGACCAGUUUACGCUUCAAGAUCACCCUUUUAAAGUGGAAAAUAUAGCAAAACAACAAAUAUGCCAAGAACUUUGGUAACAUUCGCAAUACGCGUGACGUCACGUUUUUCAACAAGGAUGCAGUCAAUGACGUCAGAAGUUUCCAAUCCAUUUAUUUUAUUAUCCAUGCUUUAUAUAAUAAAUUAUAUUUAAUUGAUAAUAGACUGUGAUCAGUGUGAUGACUUUUACUAUGGAGAAUGCCCUACACAUAACUUUAACAUCAUUGAAGACAAUGACAUGGAAGCAGGAAAGAAGACGCCUGGUGCAAUAAAAUCGCUUCCAGAAAAUUUAUGUGUUAAACCUUCAACGAUUCCUGAAGCUGGUAUGGGAGUUUCUGCGAAGGAGAAGCUGGAAGUAAAUACUCGUUUUGGACCAUACCGGGGAGACAAAAUUCUGAAGGAAGAUUUAGAAGAAGGAAGAAAUACAUCGUAUAUGUGGGAGGUAUGGGAAAAACGACAUUACAUGCCUUUAAAUGUACAAGAAGAGAAUUUUAUCAACUAUUAUUCUAAGGAAUACCUUAUCAAUAUAAUAAGUAAGAAAGUUCUUAUUGAUAACCAAAUUUAUAGAUUAUACAAGAAGGGAAAAUUCAAUAUUACAUCGAUGGUAAAGACCCUUCCCAGAGCAACUGGAUGCGUUUUGUCAAUUGUGCACGUUGCGAGGACGAACAAAACAUAAUUGCCUAUCAAUAUCACGGAGAGAUUUUCUAUCGAGUGUAUAAAGAAAUUGACGCAGACGCUGAACUCUUGGUUUGGUAUGGAGAUGAAUAUGCAGAACAACUUGGUAUACUGCUAUUUGAAGAGGAAGAAAAGCAGGAGGAAAAACGUUUUAAAGGUGCGUAUGACAUAAGUUGACACCAUAGUUGACACUCAUAGUUAUUAACUACAAUCCUGGUCAAAAAUCCUUGGCGCACUUAGUCGAACUAGCAUAACCUUUACUUCAUUUCAUUUCCGAUUACCAUAUACAUACUUGCGCAUUUUAUGCAAAAUGCCAUCUUCAGACAUCCACCUUCCCCCCCCCCCUUAUCAAUGUUGUGUAACACCUUGGACUACACACAACAUUGAACGGGGGGGGGGUUGCUAUGCUUUUUAUUGAUGUGGGAGUCAAAUUUCGCACAGUCAGUGUCAAGUGCGCCAACAUUUUUGACCAGGAUUGUAAGAUUCACCCGAGGCAAAAGUUCUUGAUAAAUGUGCUUAACCAGUGGCGAAGAUAGCCCGGCUAUUUGGUCAUGCUAUGCAAAUAUUUCCGUGUUCAUAGACCAUGAAAACAAUCAAUUUCUAAAGAAAUGAAUGAUGAUUUAAAAUUUGCAUAGCAUGACCAAAUUGUCGGGCUGGCUUCGCCACUGUGCUUAACGACUAAGGCCUGUUUCAAACGUCAUGCUUCUCAUGUGCCGAACGCAUUAAAAACAAUGGAUCAUCAGCUGAAAUAUCUCAUUAUUAUCUAUUGUUUUAAUGCGUUCGGCACAUGAGAAGCACGCCGUUUGAAACAGGCCUAAGGUCUCAAUUUUUUCAUGUUCCAUUUUUCUGUAGAGGGUGGUCACGCCUGUAAACACUGUGGAAGAAUGUAUACAUAUCCCAAUUGGCUAGAAUCUCAUUUAAGAAGAUGUCCAAUGUUGGUGUGUACCAAACUAUGGGAAUGUCCUCACUGCAGUAGAAAGUACAGUAGUGAAGACUACCUUAAUGUUCACGUUAGAAAUGACUGUAAGAAAAAUCCACAUUUAAAAACACUUAAAGGAAAACAUUGUACUGUACGUGUCAUUAGGACGAAACCUUUUUCUGACCAAAAACAGGUUUGUGGUAGGAGAUUAAAACUUAGUAAAAAUAGAUCUAAUGAACGUGAGCUAGAAGAUGAUAGGUUAGAAUGUGAUACACUAGUUGGUAGUUUUGGAAAUGAUCAAAGAAGUGGAAAACAUCCAUAUCAAUGUCAACAUUGUG